UGCCGCAGGUGCCGCCCCGCAGAGCCGGCGCAGCGCCGGCAGGGUCGGUGCUGCUGUCGCUGGUGGCCAACCAGGAUGCGGCUGCGCUCGGGUGUGUUCGCCUCCUCCUGCCUCCUCGUGCAGGCCUUGGGCGUCGCGCUGUUCCUCCGCGGCUUCUUCCCGCUGCCCGUCAGGUCCGUGCCCCGCCGAGAGGCCCGCGCGGACGCUCCCGCCGAGCCGGCCCCGCCCGGCCCAGGAAUAGUUUCUAACUGGACCAAGAUUCCUCCACCGCUUUUCAAAAAAGUUGUCGUUGUGCUGAUAGAUGCUUUGAGAGAUGACUUUGUGUUUGGAUCCAAAGGUAAACAGUUUAUGCCUUAUACUACUCAAGUUGUUGAAAAAGGGACUUCCUACAGUUUCAUUGCUGAAGCCAAGCCACCCACUGUGACUAUGCCUCGAAUUAAGGCUUUGAUGACAGGUAGCAUACCUGGUUUCAUCGAUGUUGUUGUGAACCUCAAUUCUCCAGCUGUCUUGGAUGACAAUCUGAUAUGGCAGGCAAAAACAGCUGGGAAAAGAAUAAUAUUUUAUGGUGAUGAUACUUGGGUCAAAUUGUUCCCAAAGCACUUUGUGGAAUAUGAUGGAACAACAUCGUUUUUUGUGUCAGACUUUACAGAGGUUGAUGAUAAUGUUACCAGACAUUUGGAUAGUGUGUUAAAGAGAGAAGACUGGGAUCUCCUAAUACUACAUUACCUGGGGUUGGACCAUAUUGGUCAUAUGACUGGGCCAAACAGCCCAUUAGUGGGUCCAAAACUUCGUGAAAUGGAUAACAUACUGAAGAAGAUUCAUAUUUCCCUUCUUUCAAAGGAGGAAGCUUCUCUUCCCAAUUUGUUAGUUGUUUGUGGGGAUCAUGGAAUGUCUGAAACAGGCAGUCAUGGUGGUUCUUCAGCAGGAGAAGUGCACACACCACUGCUGUUUAUCAGCUCUGCUUUUGGGAAGAGAAGUGCUCCUCUAGCCCAACCUGAACAUGUGCAGCAAACAGAUUUAGCUAGCACACUGGCAAUAGGUCUUGGCCUACCAAUUUCAAGAAACAGUGUUGGGAACCUUAUAUUACCAGUUGUUGGAGGCAAGACAAUGAGAGAACAGCUACGUUUUGUGCACUUGAAUGGGUUCCAGCUUAGCAGAUUGCUGCAAGAGAAUACGCCUGCAUAUGGAAAAGAUCCUGGAUAUGAACAUUUUAAGAUAGCAGAAAAAUCCCAUGGUAAUUGGAUCAAAUUGUAUUUAGAGGGAAAUAAUUCAGAAAUACUCUUAAAUCUUGGCAAGAAGGUCCUGAAGCAAUACUUGGAGGCCCUCAAGACUUUGAGUUCUUCAUUAAGCAAACAAGUGGCACAAUAUGACAUGUAUUCAAUGAUGGUGGGGACUGUGAUCAUUAUGGAGGUUCUGAUACUGCUUUUGCUCAGUAUUCCCAAAGCCUUGAGUAAGCAGGCAGAAUUUGAAGUGCUCCUCUCUCCUCUACUAUUCUCUCUGCUGUUCUACUUGAUGUGUCUGAUGCUGUGUGCUGUUCAUGUCAUUGUAUGCACAUCAGCAGAAAGUUUGUGCUAUUUCUGCAGUAUGUCCUGGUUAACAGCAGUUGGAGUGAUGAUGCUGAUUUCUGCACUCAUGUGUGGUAUUUUAUCUGCUAUUGCAAAGAUCUUUGAGAAUUACAGACUUCCACCAAAGAAUCCUGUUGUGUCCAGUUAUAACUGGUCAGAAACAGAUGUCCUGAUUCUGGCUGGAACUAUUGGCCAUGUUUUGAGUUUGGCGGCAAGCAGUUUUAUAGAAGAGGAACAUCAAACCUGGUAUUUCCUUAUCAAUACACUUUGUUUGGUGCUGUGUCAGGAACUUUGUAGAAAUAAUUUUCUUCUGAAAGAAUGUGACCCUCAACAUAGCACCAAUGUGAAACAAACUUUUGAUAGUAUUGGAGAAUCCUCUGAGUGCAAGAAUAUAGACAUUCCAGCAGCAAGUAGUUCGAAACUGGGCAAGGCCAGCUCUUCAUCUGAAUUCAUAAAAGGAUCAGAUAAGUGGAUAAGCUUAGCAACUCCAUGGAUCAUCCUUAUUUGCUGUCGGCUGCUUCGGUCCUUGAAUCAGACAGGUGUUCAGUGGGCUCAUCGGCCAGACUUCGGACACUGGUUGACAAGCUCUGAACAUAAAUCUGAACUCUCCUUCUUGGCUGCAGUCUCCCUUCUUAUGAUCUUCUUUCUGGUUCAAAGAAGAUGCUCCCUGGUUUCAAAAAUUGCUAUGGCACUCGGGCUCCUGGGAGUCUACAGUUACCGGGCAGCUAUUGGAAAUGUCACAUUUCCAUGGCAAUAUGGUGGCAAAGAUAUUUCAAAGGGGAUUACGGAAGCUCGUUUUGUUUAUGUCUUUGUUCUUGGCAUAGUCUUCACUGGCACUAAAGAUUUACUAAAGUCACAGGUUAUUUCUGCAGACUCCAACAUGAAGAGCACAGGAUUAUGGGAAGUAUAUAGUGGAUUGGUUCUACUAGCAGCUCUUCUAUUUAGACCUCACAAUUUACCAGUCUUGGUGUUUUGUCUACUGAUUCAGACAAUGAUGACAAAAUAUAUUUGGAUACCUUUGAAAUUUGAUGCAGCACAGAUUACUAUCAUGCACUAUUGGUUUGGCCAAGCUUUCUUCUAUUUUCAGGGAAAUUCAAAUGGCAUUGCUACUGUGGACAUUUCAGCAGGUUUUGUGGGACUAGACAGCUACGUGGAGAUACCAGCUAUCUUCCUUACAGCAUUUGCAACAUAUGCAGGACCCUUCCUUUGGGCCAUCCAUCUGCUAUGCUACUUGAGUUCUGAAGUUAGCAGGAAUUCCGCAGCAGUGGGUCACGGCUGUUUCUGCUACGCUCUAAUGCGUUCAAUUCCAGUUGCCGUUUAUGUUGUUUUGGUGACAGGUCUGCGCUACCACCUGUUCAUAUGGAGUGUUUUCUCGCCAAAGCUCCUGUACGAGGGAGUGCAUGUGUUCAUCACAGCUGCUGUCUGCAUGUUCUUCACAGUAAUAGAUCAGAACCACUCUCACAAAGUGCAAGACUGAAAACAGGUGUGUGGUAUGUGGUUCUGCAUUGCAGUGUCCAGUGUGCCACUGGAAUGGAAGAAGGAAAAUACCGGCUUUAAAUUGUUGUGAAGAUUUUGAAGAGUAAAUUGUUAAAUUAUUUGGUUUUUUUUAGUCAAGAUCAGUCUUGUGUUACAACUGAGUUUGCUUUAAAAAUGUUGAAUUGAAAUAAACUGUUUUGUCAUGGA
Messenger RNA from Vidua chalybeata, 3248 nucleotides. It is a transcript of the gene PIGG, whose product is annotated as phosphatidylinositol glycan anchor biosynthesis class G. The record is from RefSeq and is a predicted model, not a curated record. Gene Ontology annotation, biological process: GPI anchor biosynthetic process. Gene Ontology annotation, cellular component: endoplasmic reticulum membrane. Lineage: Eukaryota; Metazoa; Chordata; Aves; Passeriformes; Viduidae. The transcript is spliced from 13 exons. Bases 76 to 3042 code for a protein of 988 amino acids.